AUGGCACCACCCGUAUCACAAAAGCGCAAAAUGCCACAACGAGUCACUCGUAACACCAAGAAACCAAAACCUGCACCUGCUCCACCUUCUUCGCGUGCCAAACAAUCCACUAAACCAACCACCAAACGAUCCACUAAUAGCAAACAACAGCCAGCUGAACCGAUUCGCCCAAACGCCACCUUGUUGACCUUGUCAGACAAAUCUGACAAUUCGGAUUCAUCAGAGGAAGACGACCAUGCAUGGGAGGAUCAAGAAGAAGAUCAAGAUGUAGAAGAUGUAGAUGGUCAAGACGAACCCGCUGCACGGCCACAAACACAGCCUCGUCUCCCUCAUCCAAAUGCUAGGCUCAAACACAAAAUCACACUCGAAAACUACAAGGAUCUCGAUUUGGAUAUUUACACUAUCAACAAACUCCUUUCAGCCUCUGGACGCAAAACUCGCAAUCGCAUCCCAUCUGAUAUCCAAAAUGAAUUGAAAAAUCUUCAAUUCAUGUACCGGCGGGCCAAGAAAAUGCUGGCAUUAGCUGCCAAAUGCAGCGAAAAGACAGUGAAUGAAUUCCUUGAGUAUCAGAACGAAACGAAACUUUUAUCAAAACUUUCUUAA
Messenger RNA from Melampsora larici-populina 98AG31, 603 nucleotides. RefSeq lists its product as uncharacterized. The transcript is spliced from 2 exons. Lineage: Eukaryota; Fungi; Basidiomycota; Pucciniomycetes; Pucciniales; Melampsoraceae. Bases 1 to 603 code for a protein of 200 amino acids. The record is from RefSeq and is a predicted model, not a curated record.